Molecule: messenger RNA, 1080 nt
Organism: Pelobates fuscus (common spadefoot toad)
Lineage: Eukaryota; Metazoa; Chordata; Amphibia; Anura; Pelobatidae
Product: ficolin-2-like
Exons: 8
Coding region: 78-998 (306 amino acids)
Biological process (GO): complement activation, lectin pathway
Molecular function (GO): antigen binding; carbohydrate derivative binding; signaling receptor binding
Source: RefSeq, a predicted model, not a curated record
UCACAUGUUCUUAUCACAUAGUCGUGUUCUCAGUUCAACACAAACUUCAAGGAACGAGAUAACUAACCCAGAUCAAAAUGUAUCUUAUAUUGGUAUACACAUUUUUACCGGCAAUCUCAAUUCUGGCUGGGCUUUGUCUUGCUGAUGAUACUUGCCCAGAGGUGAAGGUUAUAGGAGUUGGUGAUACAGACAGGCUUACCAUACUUAGAGGAUGUCCCGGGAGUCCAGGAUCUUCUGGUCUGAAGGGAGAUCAUGGGACACCAGGAGAGAAAGGUCGAGAGGGAGCCCCAGGAAAAGUUGGACCAAAAGGUCAAAAGGGGAGGUCUGGAGAUACAGCCCUGCUAGUUAGAAAAGCUGCCAAGAACUGUAAGGAGCUGUUGGACGGGGGCAUGGUACUAAGUGACUGGUAUACAAUAUAUCCAAAUGACGAGACCCCACUCAAGAUGCUGUGUGACAUGCAUACUGAUGGAGGGGGAUGGAUAGUUUUCCAAAGGCGAUGGGAUGGGUCAGUGGAUUUUUUCCGUGACUGGAAAUCAUACAAGGCAGGGUUUGGAAGUCGCCUAAAUGAAUUUUGGCUGGGGAACGAUAAUCUUCACAUAUUAACGGCAUCUGGUACAUGGGAGCUUCGUAUUGACCUGACGGACUUUGAAAACAUGAAAUAUUUUGCCAAAUACGCCUCAUUUCAGGUUUUUGGGGAGACUGAGAAAUACAAGCUAUUGCUCGGAGCUUUCACGGAGGGGAAUGCAGAUGAUUCUCUAACACAUCACAACAACAUGAAAUUCACAACAAAAGACCAAGAUAAUGACCUUGAUAGAUCAAACAGCUGCUCUAAAAUGUAUAAAGGAGGCUGGUGGUAUAACGACUGUCACGUUUCCAAUCUAAAUGGGCUCUAUCUGUUGGGACAACACAAUACUUUUGCUGACGGUAUCAACUGGUAUCACGGAAAAGGGUAUAACUACUCCUACAAGCACAGCGAAAUGAAAAUCCGCAAUAUUUAAUGCCAUUAUCACAGAGUAAUAUGCUGACUGUCAAAUAUGUACAUUUAUAACAGAAAUUUACCAAUUCAAUUAUUCCCCUACU